CAAGAACCGCAGAAUAUAGGUAAUUGCUGACUGCUGACUCCACGACUGAUAGAAUUUUUUCUUUGUAAAAAUAGAGAAUGAGUGGGGAAGGAAAACCGGUGUGCGUCACAGGAGGAUCUGGUUACAUAGCUUCCUGGCUGGUUAAGUUCUUACUUGAGCGAGGCUAUACAGUUAAAGCCACUGUUCGUGACACUAAUGAUCCUAAGAAAACAGAAAGCUUACGUGCACUUGAUGGAGCCAAAGAAAGACUUCACUUGUACAAAGCAAACUUACUGGAAGAAGGAUCUUUCGAUGCAGUAGUUGAUGGAUGUGAAGGUGUAUUUCAUACAGCUUCUCCUGUCAUUCUUUCAACCAAUGAACCUCAGUCAGAUUUGAUUGAUCCUGCAGUAAAGGGAACACUAAAUGUGCUAAAGUCAUGUGCAAAGGUUCCUUCUCUCAAGAGAGUGGUUGUAACAUCUUCAAUGGCAUCAGUUUUAUACAGAGAAAAACCUUUGAAUCCUGAUGAUGUUGUUGACGAGACUUGGUUUUCAGAUUCUGCAUUUUGUGAGUCAAGGAAGCUUUGGUAUCCUGUUUCAAAAAUCUUAGCAGAGGAGGCUGCUUGGAGAUUUGCAAAAGAGAAUGGAAUUGACUUGGUUACCAUACAUCCAGGGGUUGUGAUUGGCCCUCUCUUGCAGCCCACUCUUAGUACUAGUAUGGAGGUGUUUGCACAAUACGCCAAAGGAGCUCAAACAUAUUUAUAUGAUAAUUGGUAUCUUGUUGAUGUUAGAGAUGUUGCCAAUGCACAUAUUGAAGCUUUUGAAUUGGCUUCAGCCAGUGGCAGAUAUUGUUUAGUUGAAACAGUUGUGCACUUCUCUGAGUUUUUGAAGAUUGUUCACAAACAUUACCCAACUCCGCACAUUCCUGAAAAAUGUCAAGAUGACAAGUCUUUUGCUCCAAAACAUGAGGUAUCCAAGGAGAAAGCAAAAGCUUUGGGCAUUGACUUCAUUCCUUUGGAACUGAGUGUUGUAGACGCCAUUGAAAGCUUGAAGGAGAAAGGCUUUCUUAAUGUCUGAAUAAUUGAGAACUUACGGAGACAAAUAAAUAUGGAAAUGGAAGGCAGACCUCAAUUAAAUAACUUGUAUCCAAAGCUUCGCCUUGUCUUAA
Hevea brasiliensis (rubber tree) is the source of this 1143-nucleotide messenger RNA. RefSeq names its product phenylacetaldehyde reductase. The record is from RefSeq and is a predicted model, not a curated record. NCBI's taxonomy places the organism in Eukaryota, Viridiplantae, Streptophyta, Magnoliopsida, Malpighiales, Euphorbiaceae. The transcript is spliced from 6 exons. Gene Ontology annotation, molecular function: oxidoreductase activity, acting on the CH-OH group of donors, NAD or NADP as acceptor. The coding region runs from base 78 to 1052 and encodes 324 amino acids.